Molecule: messenger RNA, 1450 nt
Organism: Sorghum bicolor (sorghum)
Lineage: Eukaryota; Viridiplantae; Streptophyta; Magnoliopsida; Poales; Poaceae
Product: CASP-like protein 1U1
Exons: 2
Coding region: 503-1204 (233 amino acids)
Source: RefSeq, a predicted model, not a curated record
UGCUGCGUUUGUUUUCAAAAAGGUCACAAUCAAAACAUAUAAAACCUCUUGUGUGUUUCCAUGUGACUGCAUCCCAAAUAUGAUUUGGGCCUUCGAUUCCUCUUCUCGUACUACCAAUGUAGCCCUGAAAGCAAAUGAGAUUGCCUGGAAUGUUUUAUUGAAUUGAUGGACAGAGGUGGUGUAAGGAAAAAGGAGAUCUUGAGGUUUAGAAAAGUGGUACCAAUCAAGAUCUCCUCAAAUAGCUCUCUAACCAAAACAACACAGGGGGCCGGCUGUGAUAGCCCUAGUGCUGCACCACUCACGCAUAUAGCACAUAGUAUAGCGGUCUAAACAAAGCCACAAUCUGAAUUUAUAUGACGCAGAUUUCAUUUUCCAAAUCUUUUAAGAAUAGUUAAAUAUCACCGCGUGCCAAUGUGGGUCAUCUGAAAUGUUUCCUUUGGCUUGGAGAGGGAUUCGACCCUAAUUGUUAACUGCAAGUGCUAACACAAAAUCUUAGUCUGAGAUGACCCAAGGAUAUAGAUCAAUUGUUGGUUGCUUCACGCCUUCAUUCAGAGACAAGUUCUCCACUACUGCAAGCAUCUGGACCCAGUUUAUACACAGCUUGGUUUGUGCAUUGAUCUGGUACUCUUGUUGUCACUCAUUGCCUUCUCUUCUCAAGUUCUCAUCGAUGGCCGAGGAGGUGUGGAAAGCCCUGAGCCUCCUCUUUCGCAUCGCCGCGCUCGGUCUGUCGCUGGCGGCUGCCAUCGUGAUGGCCACCGCGAGCCAGCUGGUCAUCGGCGGCGGCGGCGGCCAUGAAUCCUCGAGCUACUCCGUUUCCUUCGGCCAGUACAACGCUCUAAGGUACUUCGUGGCGGCCGGCGCGAUCUCGGCCGUCUGCUCGGCGGCGGCGCUGUACCUGUUCGCGGUGCGCGCCGACUUCACGGUCGUCGUCGUGUCGCUGCCGCUGGUUCCCGUCCUCGACGCCGCCGCGCAGGGCUUCCUCUUCUCGGCGGCCGGCGCGGCCUUCGCGACCCGUGACGUGGUUGGUGGCGGCACCAGUGCGGGAAGAGGCAGCAGCGUGUGCGACGCCGCCGGCGCGUUCUGCGGUAGGGUGACCGUCGCGGCGGCCGUCUGCGCGUUCGCGGCCGUCUCCGUCGCCACCGCGGCACUGGCCAGCAGGGAUGCGGGCGGCGGCAGCUCGGAAGGGCGGCGUUUUGAAUGGUGAUGAGGUUGCUCGAUCGAUCGGCCGCUGCAUGCGCGCGCCAUUGCUCGCAUCGAUCGUCGUUUUCAUCUGAGAUGAUGGAGCUAGCCAUAUGGAGGAGAUCGAGUGUCGAAUCUUUGAAGAGUGAACGGUGAGGUACUACCUUGUAUAUAAGCCCACGGUGAUUUUGUAACAUAAAAAGUUUGUAACACGUUGUUACGCUUCUUUUAAUGAAAUAAAAACUUUGUAACAUGUUAACCACUCGAUCGA